Molecule: messenger RNA, 2146 nt
Organism: Salvia splendens (bonfire salvia)
Lineage: Eukaryota; Viridiplantae; Streptophyta; Magnoliopsida; Lamiales; Lamiaceae
Product: probable protein phosphatase 2C 52
Exons: 6
Coding region: 504-1919 (471 amino acids)
Biological process (GO): protein dephosphorylation
Molecular function (GO): protein serine/threonine phosphatase activity
Source: RefSeq, a predicted model, not a curated record
UCUAACAUCAUCAUUUCAGGCGGGCACUUUGCUCGUUCUCUAUCGCCAACUCAUUCUCCCCUAUCUCCCUUACUCACAGUCUCACACACACUCACUUUUCAUACAUUUGCCAAUUGUAAUUAAUGCACCUUCAUCUUCACCCCAACAACCUUCUCCCUCCUCCUCAAAUUUAAAGAAUACUGCUGCUAACAUUUUUCUUCAUGUAACAAGCUAUUUCCAUAUUUCUAUACAUACAGUGAAAUGCUAUAUGAGCAAUCUCCACUGAUUGAAUGUCAUUUUUUCUAGCUGGCUUGGUUACCGGUCCUCGGCGUGUUCAACGAGCUUGAUCUUUGACUUUGAGAAAAAGGGACCUAGAAUCUGUAUUCAAAAUCUCGUGACCCCUCCUAACUGUCUUUGCUUGGUCAAAUACUAUCUGAUCUGUAAAAAUUGAUUCUUGUGUGCCAAGAAGAAGAGGUUGUUCUUUGAUUUAAUUCUGAUGGUCUGUUGUUUCCCAUUCUGAGAUAAUGGGGGGUUGUGUCUCAGUUAGUAGUCAGAGCACUUGUAGUAGCAGGAGUAAUGGAGAGAGGAUGUCUCCGUCUUGUUUGUGCAUAGAUAUGCUUAGGCGCAAGAGAAGUAGGAGGACAUUUUCCGACCAUGUCGCCACUUUGCAGCAUCUUUCCUCUAUCCCUAACCGGAUGAUCACCAAUGGGAAGAGCAGCAAUUCUUGCAUAUUCACUCAGCAAGGCCGGAAAGGCAUAAACCAGGAUGCUAUGAUCGUGUGGGAAGAUUUUAUGGGAGAAGAUGUUACUUUUUGUGGCGUCUUCGAUGGCCACGGGCCCCAUGGACAUAUGGUGGCUCGUAAAGUUAGGGAAAUGCUGCCGCUAAAGAUAUCCUCUUUUAUGAACUCCUCUGAGUCUGAGCCGAUGACGAGUGGUUCAAGUGUGAAUUGUUGCAACGGGAAUGUGAAAUCAGAUGUGGUAGAUCCCGUGAAGGAUAUACCUGUCGAGGAGGGAGUGGAGUCUUCAUGGAGAGAAGCUUUUCUGAAAGCGUACAAGUCGAUGGACAAAGAGUUGAGGUCUCAUCCUAAUUUGGAUUGCUUCUGCAGUGGCAGUACGGCCGUGUCGGUUAUAAAACAGGGUCGGAAUCUUUUCAUUGGCAAUAUUGGUGAUUCGAGAGCUAUAUUGGGAUCUAAAGAUAGCAACGAUUCGAUGGUGGCAGUCCAAUUGACAGUCGAUCUAAAGCCUGAUCUGCCCAAGGAAGCAGAGAGGAUAAAGAGGUGUAAAGGUCGAGUCUUUGCUUUACAAGAUGAGCCUGAAGUGCAACGAGUUUGGCUUCCAUUUGAUGAUGCUCCUGGUUUAGCAAUGGCUCGCGCAUUUGGAGAUUUUUGCUUAAAGGAAUAUGGAGUUAUCUCCAUCCCUGAAUUCUCCCAUUGGACUCUCAGUGACCGAGACAAAUUUGUCGUUCUUGCAUCAGAUGGGGUAUGGGAUGUCCUGAGCAACGAGGAAGUGGUCGAGAUAGUAUCAUCGUCCCCAACAAGGUCCUCCGCUGCUCGGAUCCUAGUUGAGCAUGCUGCCCGCGAAUGGAAAGCCAAGUAUCCAACUUCAAAGAUGGACGACUGCGCUGUGGUCUGCUUAUUCCUAGAUGGGAAGAUGGAUACUGAGUCCGACAACGAGGAGCAGAGCUUCUCAUCAGCGACCCUCCAGAGCAACCACUCGGGCAACGUCAUGGAAUCAGACGACGGCCAGCACUCCGAGCCGUGCCUGCAGCGGAACUUCACCGUCAGGUCUUCGGAGGACAACGAGCACAACAGCAGGGUGCCGGUUGGGGUGGACAACGCAGGCGGCGGCGAGGAUCAGAACUGGUCGGGUUUGGAAGGCGUGACGAGAGUGAACUCUCUUGUUCAACUUCCCAGAUUCUCCGAAGAAAGGCCGGGGCAGUAGCGACGUCGUUUUGAUUGAACGUCUUAGAAGUAGCGCUGUCUGAAAAAUCCAAGAAAUAUUGGUUUUUUUUACAACUAUAAGAUUUGAUCAAAUCGUAUUUAUGGUUCUUGCAUAUAUUUUGAAAAGUUGAAAUUUAUCUGUUAUUUUUUCAUGAGAAUUUCUUUAGCUGAUAAUAGUAGCUGCAAACAUUAUAUAUGGCCAUGUAGCAUCUUAUGGUGUUUCACCUA